Molecule: messenger RNA, 4251 nt
Organism: Choloepus didactylus (southern two-toed sloth)
Lineage: Eukaryota; Metazoa; Chordata; Mammalia; Pilosa; Megalonychidae
Gene: TBCD
Product: tubulin folding cofactor D
Exons: 40
Coding region: 423-4031 (1202 amino acids)
Biological process (GO): post-chaperonin tubulin folding pathway; adherens junction assembly; tubulin complex assembly
Cellular component (GO): lateral plasma membrane
Molecular function (GO): beta-tubulin binding; GTPase activator activity
Source: RefSeq, a predicted model, not a curated record
CGGGGUUUCUCCUCCAGAGAACCCGGUGGGGGAUGGCGAGGCCGCUCGCGCCGCCGCCGCUCGGCCCCCGCGGCCCCGGGGAGGGCUGGAAGGGCGCGCAGCAGCACGCGCAAGCCUGGACCCUCGGGGGAGGUUCCCUCCGGGGCAGGGACGUCGGGGUGUCCGGCUUCCGUCGUCGCACCCCUCGGCCCGGACCGGACGGUGCCCGCCCCCGUGCGCGCCUGGAGGCACCGGCGCCCCCGACUCGCCGCCCGGCCGCGCCCCGCGGAAGCGUCCGUUACGCGUCGGCGGUGGGCGCGCCCCCAUCGCCGCCUUCUUGAGGACCCUCGCGAAGGCCCGACGGGCGCACGCCGCGCCGCCAGCUGGGCCCCACCCCCGGACCCGGGACCCGGGACCCGGGACCCCUGCCCGGCGGCCCCAGGAUGGCCCUGAGCGACGAGCCGGCCGCGGGCGCCCGGGAGGAGGAGGCGACGGCGGCGGAGGGCGGCGACCCCGACCCCGACGCUCUCGCCGGCGGCCGCGCCUUCGAGUCGUUCGGCGAGAGCUCGGAGACGCGCGCGCUGCUCGGCCACCUGCGGGCGGCGCACGGCGACCCGGUGGCCAGGGAGGUGGCCCUGGAGCGGUUCAGAGUGAUAAUGGACAAGUACCAGGAACAGCCUCACCUGUUGGACCCACACCUGGAGUGGAUGCUGACCAUGCUGCUGGACAUGGUGCAGGACAAGACAUCUCCACCAGCCCUCGCACAUCUGGCUUUUAAAUUUCUUUACAUCAUCACCAAGGUUCGAGGAUAUAAAACAUUUCUUCGUUUAUUUCCUCAUGAAGUUGCUGAUGUACAGCCUGUUUUAGAAAUGUUUGCAGAUCAGAAUCCUAAGGACCAUGAAACUUGGGAAACCCGCUACAUGCUUUUACUGUGGCUCUCCAUGACCUGUCUGAUUCCUUUCGACUUUUCACGCCUUGACGGGAACCUCGCCACUGAGCCUGGGCAAGCACGCGUGCCGGUGAUGGACCGCAUUCUCCAAAUAGCAGAGUCCUACUUGGUCGUCAGUGACAAGGCCCGAGAUGCAGCUGCUGUCCUCGUGUCCAAGUUGAUUACACGUCCAGAUGUCAAGGAGAAGAAGCUGGCGGGCUUCCUGGACCGGGUCCUUGGGGCCCUGGCCUGCUCCUCCCUGCAGACCCUGGAGGGUGUCGUGGUGAUGGACGGCAUGCUGCAGGCCCUGGCACAAAUAUUUAAACAUGGAAAACGUGAAGACUGUUUACCUUAUGCUGCCAGGGUUCUCGAGUGCCUCGAUAACUGCAGACUCUCUGAGAGUAACCAGACCCUCCUCCGGAAGCUCGGGGUGAAACUUGUCCAGCGGCUGGGCCUGACUUUCCUGAAACCAAAGGUGGCCAAGUGGAGGUAUCAGCGUGGCUGCCGGUCUUUGGCUGCUAAUCUCUCGCUUCCCACCCAAGGUCAGCAUGAGGAGACGCCCCACACUGCCACUCCGGACAGCGAUGAGGACUAUGACGUCCCGGAGGAGGUGGAGCGUGUCAUCGAGCAGCUGCUGGUCGGAUUGAAAGACCGGGACACCAUUGUGCGAUGGUCAGCGGCCAAAGGGAUCGGGCGGAUGGCUGGACGGCUGCCCAAGGAGCUGGCGGACGAUGUGGUUGGCUCAGUGUUGGACUGUUUCAGUUUCCAGGAGACAAAUGACGCUUGGCAUGGCGGGUGCCUGGCUCUGGCAGAGCUGGGCAGAAGAGGCCUGCUGCUCCCUUCUCGGCUCACGGAUGUUGUCGCUGUGAUCCUGAAGGCGCUGACGUACGAUGAGAAGCGGGGUGCCUGCAGUGUCGGUGCCAACGUCAGGGACGCUGCCUGCUAUGUGUGCUGGGCCUUCGCACGCGCCUACGCCCCGCAGGAGCUGCGGCCCUUUGUGAGCGAGAUCGCGAGCGCACUGGUCAUCGCCACGGUGUUUGACCGAGACGUGAACUGCAGAAGAGCAGCCUCGGCUGCUUUCCAGGAGAAUGUGGGAAGACAGGGCACUUUCCCUCACGGAAUCGAUAUUUUGACCACAGCUGACUAUUUUGCUGUUGGAAACAGAUCUAACUGCUUCCUGGUUAUAAGCGUGUUUAUUGCCAGCUUUCCUGAGUACACCCGGCCGAUGAUAGAGCAUCUGGUUACCCUGAAGAUCAGCCACUGGGACGGGGUCAUCCGGGAGCUGUCAGCGAAGGCACUGCACAACCUGGCCUGGCGGGCUCCCGAGUACAGCGCCUCUCACGUUCUCCCAAGACUGUUGUCCUUGACGCUGAGUCCGGACGUACACACCCGUCACGGGGCGAUUCUCGCCUGCGCGGAGGUCACCUACGCCUUGUACCAGCUUGCAGCUGAGGAGGGCAGGCCCCUCACGGACCACCUGGAUGGGCAGGCCCUGGACGGACUGAAGCAGAUUCACUCCCAGCUUUAUGAUCGUCAGUUAUACAGGGGUCUGGGAGGAGAACUCAUGAGACAAGCAGUGUGCGUUUUAAUAGAAAAGCUGUCACUUUCCAAAAUGCCUUUUAAAGGUGACGCCGUAAUCGAUGGCUGGCACUGGCUGAUAAGUGACACUUUUAGAAGUCUCCGUCUUAUUUCAAGUCGCUCCAGACAACAGAUCAAGGGAGCGGCUGUCUCGGCCCUGACCGCGCUGUGCCAAGAGUACUGCCUGCCGGAGCCCGGGGACACGCGUCCUGCCGGACAGGGUGACCUGGUGCAGCAGUAUCUCGCCGAGCUUCAGAGCCCCGAGGAGAUGACUCGCUGUGGCUUCUCGCUGGGCCUGGGGGCCCUCCCGGGGCCCCUUCUGAGAGGCAGGCUACAGCAGGUUCUAGCAGGCCUAGGAGCAGUCACCCGCAUUUCUCCCAAAGACUCGAGCUUUGCUGAGUCCAGGAGAGACGGCUUGAUGGCGAUCUCCAGGAUAUGCCAGACUGUCGGCGUGAAGGCCGAAGGGAGCCCGGAUGAUGCUGUGUGCAAAGCGAACAUCCCGCGGAUUUACGCCACGCUGCUCGACUGCAUGCAGGACUACACCACUGACAGCCGUGGCGACGUCGGGGCCUGGGUCCGCAAGGCCGCGAUGACGAGUCUGAAGGAGCUGACGGUGCUGCUGGCGAGCAGCGAGCCGGGGCUGAUCGGCGCGGACGUCUGCAAGCAGGUGCUGUGCUGCCUGGCCCAGCAGGCCAGUGAGAAGAUCGACCGGGUCCGCGCCCACGCUGGCGAGGUGCUCCUGGCGCUGCUGCACUUUGACAGCCCUCCCAUCCCUCACGUGCCCCACCGAGGGGAGCUGGAGAGGAUAUUUCCCAGGUCUGACGGGGCUGCCGUGAACUGGAACGCGCCAUCCCAGGCCUUCCCGCGCAUCACGCAGCUCCUGGGGCUGCCCGCUUACCGGUACCACGUCCUGCUGGGCCUGGUGGUCUCCGUGGGCGGCCUGACUGAGUCGACGGUCCGGCACUCCACGCACAGCCUCUUUGCCUACGUGAAGCAGAUCCAGGGCGACCCCCGGGCCGUGGAGUCCUUCGCUGGGACCCUCCUGCAGGUCUUCCAGGACCACCUGCUGAGCGACAGGGUGUCUGUGCCGCUGCUGAAGACGCUGGACCAGAUGCUGGCCCACGGGUGCUUCGACGUCUUCGCCACGCAGGAGAACCACCCCUUCUCUGUGAAACUGCUUGCACUUUGUAAGGAGGAAAUCAGGAAGUCAAAAGACAUCCAGAAACUUCGAUCGAGCGUUGCAGUGUUCUGUGGGAUGAUCCAGUUCCCGGGGGAUGUGAGGAAGAAAGCCCUCGCCCAGCUCUGUCUCCUUCUCUGCCACCCGUUUCCCAUCGUCCGGAAGGCCACGGCCAGCCAGGUGUAUGAGAUGAUGCUGACCUUCGGCGACGAGGUGGUGGGUGCAGAUGCCCUGGGUGCGGUGCUGGCUGUGCUCGGCGACACGGCCUGGGACGCGGAGCUCGGGGUGGUGCGAGGCCAGCGGAACCGUCUGUGUGAUCUCCUCGAGGUGCCGCGGCCCCAGCCGGUCCCGAAGCCCAGCCCCUGCUGAUGCCGAGGAGCUGACGCCGGGGGCCUCCAGCUGCUGCGUGAGGAGCAGGCGUGCUCCGCUCCCGAGGAAGGGCCAGGGCGCCCAGUGCCUCGGCUGGCUGGGGAGUGCCUGCAUCAUCAGGACUCGGGGUUUGCAGCCAGAGUGGGGGACCUGCCUGUGGCUGUGCCUGCCUCGCCUUCAGAGGCAUCGUGCCUCUAUUAAAUCAUGUUCUUGAGCAGUG